Diospyros lotus (date-plum) is the source of this 2501-nucleotide messenger RNA. Its product is annotated as probable galacturonosyltransferase 15. The transcript has 7 exons. Bases 625 to 2259 code for a protein of 544 amino acids. Gene Ontology annotation, molecular function: polygalacturonate 4-alpha-galacturonosyltransferase activity. NCBI's taxonomy places the organism in Eukaryota, Viridiplantae, Streptophyta, Magnoliopsida, Ericales, Ebenaceae. The record is from RefSeq and is a predicted model, not a curated record.
AGAGAAAGAGAGAGAGAUCGGCCUUGUGUCGGUGAUAAAAUUGGAAGAGGUAGGGCAUAUUUGAAUAUUACGCGACAACGCAGGGGCAAAAGCGAGAGAGAGAGGGGCAGAGAGAGAGAGAGCAAGCGCUAUGUUUUCGCAGGGAAAAAGCUAAAUUGACGUCAAGCUCCUCAAUAGUGGAACUUGAUGCGCUUAACCUAAUCAGAAGAAGUGGUACUCGAGAGAGACGCAAUCUAUUUCCCGCGGCUUUGAACGCGGCAUCAGAUUUGGCUUUUCCUCUCUCUCUCUCUCUCUCUAUCUGUAAAGUGAAUCGGCACUAUACCCUGAAAUACAUGUAUUUGUGCACUCAUAAUAAAAAAUCAAGGUUUAGGUUCCGAAGCUAUGGUGGUCGUGAAUCUCUUUCUCUGUGAGACCUGCGUGGAGAGAGAUUGAUUUUCUUCGGGGUGUAAUUCAUUGGAUACUGAUUCAAUCCGAAGCCACAAGCUCCAUCGGUAUAUGUAUGCUUAUGUGUGUGCGGGAGAGGGAAGUGUAGAGGUGAGUAGAUCUCGGAGCUGAGAUGAUUCUCUUGUUCAGGAAGAAGAAGCGGAAAUCGGAGCUCCGAGUUGGUACUACGAUCCGAUUUGUAUGAGAGGUGGUGAUAUGAAGUUCUACAUAUCGGCGAGUGGAACUAAGAGAGUGACGAUAUCGAGCGCCGUCGUCGCCGGCGGUUGCGGUGGUGGCCGUUUUUGGAAGCUUAUGAAGGCGAAGGCAACGCCGGCCGGCAGACGGUUGUCUCACCGGGCGGUGUUUCCAGCGUUGUUGAUGCUUGGGAUUAUUUUACCCUUCGUCUUCCUUCGUGUAGCUUUUGUUGCUCUUGAAUCCGCCACCGUUUGCUCUUCUUCCAUCGAGUGUAUGCGACGGAGGUUUUUCGGCGGGAGUGAUUCUUCUCUGCUCAGAGAAGAGCUGACAAGGGCAUUGGUGGAGGCGAACAAUGGUGACGAGGAGGGACGAACAGGGUUAGAGAGUUCAUCAGCGUCAUUCAAAGACCUUGUCAAGGAUGUGACGUCAAACAAACAGAGCAUUAAGGCUUUCGCUUUCAAGACCAAGGCCAUGAUAUUGAAGAUGGAACAGAAGAUCCAAUCAGCUAGGUGGCGUGAAUCCAUUUAUUGGCAUUUGGCUUCACAUGGUGUUCCAAAGAGUCUUCAUUGCCUUUGCCUGAAGUUGGCUGAGGAGUAUGCUGCAAAUGCCGUGGCACGAUCCCGCCUUCCUCAACCUGAAUUUGUUUCUCGUUUGACUGAUCCUUCUUUUCACCAUGUUGUUCUCCUCACUGACAAUGUCCUUGCUGCUUCUGUUGUCAUCUCAUCGGCUGUAAAAAACUCAGCCCAGCCUGAGAAAUUAGUGUUCCACAUAGUCACUGACAAGAAAACUUACACUUCUAUGCAUGCAUGGUUUGCAAUAAGUAACAUUAAUUCAGCAGUUGUGGAGGUCAAGGGGUUGCAUCAGUAUGAUUGGUCUCAUGAAGUGAAUGUUGGAGUUAGGGAGAUGCUAGAGAUUCAUCGUUUGAUUUGGAGCCAUCACUAUGACAAUUUAAAAAAGGACUUGGAGUAUGACACUGGAAACGAAAGAAAUUUAGAGGUUCUAAGCCCAAGCUGUCUCUCCCUUAUGAAUCAUCUCCGGAUUUAUAUCCCUGAGCUAUUUCCGGAUCUGAAGAAGAUUGUGUUCUUGGACGAUGAUGUGGUAGUACAACACGACAUAUCAUCGCUCUGGCAAUUGGAUAUCAACGGGAAGGUUGUCGGUGCUGUUGUUGACUCCUGGUGUGGGCACGAGUGUUGUCCGGGAAGAAAAUACAUGGACUACUUCAAUUUCUCCAACCCAGUUAUAGCAUCUAACUUGGAUCAUGACCGAUGUGGAUGGUUGUACGGGGUGAAUGUAUUUGACCUUCAGGCAUGGAGGAUGACCAGCAUCACUUCAGCCUACCAUCAAUGGCUUAAACUUAGUCUAAAUUCGGGGAUGACAUUGUGGCGUCCUGGAGCGCUUCCACCGGCGUUGAUAGCAUUCGAGGGUCAUGUCCAUCCAAUCGAUCCUUCAUGGCAUCUGGCCGGAUUAGGUUACUGGUUUCCCCCCGUUGGGCGACAGAUACUGGAAGCUGCUGCUGUUAUACAUUUCAGCGGACCUGCAAAGCCCUGGCUUGAGAUUUCAUCGCCGGAGGUACGAAGCUUAUGGAACCGACAUGUAAAUUUCUCGAACGAAUUAGUUAGGAAAUGUAGAUUCAUGGGGUGAAGAGGACAAAGUCCCCUUCCCUCACUCUUUUCACGCAUUCGUUUUGAGAGCCACCACCUAACCAGAGGAGGAGGUAUAUUAGUGUGUCACGCGGAGGGAAGAAGGUUUUGCCUUCAGUCUCUGCUUACUGUUUUACUCUUAUUAUUAUUAGCUUUGUACAGGAUUAUUAUUAUUAUUAUUAUUACUGUUACAUUUAUAGAUAUAAUUCGUAAGGUAGCACGCCAUAAACAAUACUUUUCAGA